AUGGCCCACGAAGGCCACUUCCAACACAGACGCCUGGUCUGGGCCCUGCGACUGAUCCUGGCGUGGAUCUUCUUGGUGGCCGAUGGAGGGAGCCACCCACUGCAAGCUAGGUCCUGGGGACAACCUGGGCUGACAGCCAAGGUGAACACAGGCCAGCUGCAGCUAGCAGGGCACCCUCAGUCCUUGGUUCUACCACCAUACCCAAGGAUCCAAGCUCCUGGUCCACAGACACCACCAGUGCCAGAACCUUGCUGCACUGCAGAGAUAGACAGACCAGAGGCAUCAAGCCCAGAAAGCCUUCUAGAGAGCUGCGGGGCACCAAGCCCAGAAUGUGAAUUCUUCCUGCGACACCUUCAAAGAGCCCUCCGUGAUCGCUUCCACCCGCAGCUGUUCGGGGUACGCCCAGUGCAGCCUCUCUGCCCUGAGCUCUGCCAGAUUUGGUUCACAACCUGCCAAGCAGAUUUUAUCUGUGGCCCGACUUGGCUGCAGUCCUCUGGAGAGAGGGGCUGUGAGUCCAGCUGCCGCACCUAUGGGCAGACCUUCGCCAAUGCCACAGAUCUGUGUCACUCUGCUUUGGGCCACGCCCUGCGGGUGGCAGCUCCUGGCUCUAGUCACUGCCUCAACGUCUCCAUCUCCUCUCCAGGAGCCCGCCGCCACCCUCGUGCCUGGAUUUCAAAUGUUGCAGGCAGCGGCAGCGGCAGCGGUGACGGCAACAGCCCCGAGUAG
Messenger RNA from Apodemus sylvaticus (European woodmouse), 726 nucleotides. RefSeq names its product retbindin (gene Rtbdn). Bases 1 to 726 code for a protein of 241 amino acids. NCBI's taxonomy places the organism in Eukaryota, Metazoa, Chordata, Mammalia, Rodentia, Muridae. Gene Ontology annotation, cellular component: external side of plasma membrane. The record is from RefSeq and is a predicted model, not a curated record. The transcript has 5 exons. Gene Ontology annotation, molecular function: riboflavin transmembrane transporter activity; riboflavin binding; signaling receptor activity.